Molecule: messenger RNA, 1080 nt
Organism: Tremella mesenterica DSM 1558
Lineage: Eukaryota; Fungi; Basidiomycota; Tremellomycetes; Tremellales; Tremellaceae
Exons: 9
Coding region: 1-1080 (359 amino acids)
Biological process (GO): steroid biosynthetic process
Molecular function (GO): 3-beta-hydroxy-Delta5-steroid dehydrogenase (NAD+) activity
Source: RefSeq, a predicted model, not a curated record
AUGACACUCAUCUUGAUCACCGGUUUGAACGGUUUCAUCGCACUUCACAUAGCUCGGCGUUUCCUUGAAGCUGGUCAUAAGGUCAGAGGAACCGUCCGAUCUAAAGGGAAAGGAGAUCUGGUCUUAUCUCUUCCCGCAUUGAGCGAGUACGCACAGAAUGGCAAGCUUGGGUAUGUGAUAGUACCAGAUCUUAUUAAGGGUGAUUAUGAAGAAGCCAUGAAGGAUGUUGAGGUUGUUAUCCAUGCUGCUUCACCUGUGAACAUGUCAAAUGAUCAAACUUGGGAACAGAUCCGUGAUCCCGCAGUGGAAGGUACCAAAACGGUACAUAGAGCAGCUGCUAAAGCUGGUGUCAAACAUGUUAUCCAAAUCUCUUCUUUCGCGAGUAUGUCAGACUGGCUAGUACCUUGGUCGGAACAAGACGGAAGGGUAUACGACGAAACUUGUUGGAAUCCAAUCACCGAUGAACAAGCUAAGAAUUUGGAAACUUUACGUCCAGAUCUCCCAAGUCGUUGGGGAGGAAUCAGGUAUUGCGCCUCUAAGAAGUUUUCAGAACUUGCAGCGAUGGAAGAACAUUUUCUUUCGGGAAAAUCUUAUAAGCUUUCUAUUCUAUGUCCACCCACCAACCUUGGUCCUAGUCUACCUCAAGUCAUAGUGGACGUCAUAACCCCACCUACUCAACAAGGUUUCUCCGUAUCAAAGAUAACCGAUCUUUUAGUCGGUUAUGAUAAACCUAUAGUUCCUGCGGCGCUUAAUAAUUAUGUUGAUGUACGUGAUCUUGCCGAGGCGACUUUUAAGGUGGUGGAGAAGGGUCAUGAAGGACGUUUAGGUAUAAGAGCAGGAUAUUACGACCAUCAACUCGUUGCUGAUCAUAUACGUAACCUCAUCCCUGAAUUAGAAAAACAACAUCGUAUACCUCUAGGUAAUCCAGGUCAAUACGUUUCUGUCACUGGUCCGAAAGUGACUUUAGACGCUAGUAAAGCCACUCGGGAAUUAAGUAUGACUUAUCGCGAGUUUGACGAAACGGUUCGUGAUGCCGUACAAAGUGUUUUGAAUUAUGAAGCCGUUCAUGGUCAUCUUUAG